Molecule: messenger RNA, 3799 nt
Organism: Cottoperca gobio
Lineage: Eukaryota; Metazoa; Chordata; Actinopteri; Perciformes; Bovichtidae
Gene: p2ry6
Product: pyrimidinergic receptor P2Y6
Exons: 4
Coding region: 160-1278 (372 amino acids)
Biological process (GO): phospholipase C-activating G protein-coupled receptor signaling pathway; cellular response to pyrimidine ribonucleotide
Cellular component (GO): plasma membrane
Molecular function (GO): G protein-coupled UTP receptor activity; G protein-coupled ADP receptor activity; G protein-coupled UDP receptor activity
Source: RefSeq, a predicted model, not a curated record
GCUGCAGUGCCGCAGUAGCAACAGUGUGUGAAGCGCGUGCAGCUACCGGAGCAACUUCCCAGCAGAGGAGAGGAAAGGAGCAGGACGAGUCUUGUGUCAUGACGCCAACUUGUUGAUGUUGCCACUUCAUUUGUAUUGCCGUCAUUCAGGGAUGUGAAGAUGCCACAUUCUGUCAACUCCUUCCCGACGGAAAGUCUCAUCUCCGAAACUUUCCCUUCUGACUUCUUCUCUACCAACAUAUGGCCUACAGAGCCUUACACAGCAGACGGCUUCAUCGCCAGCAUCGGCAACAUCAGCAACAUCAGCAACAUCAGCAGGGUAGGCGACCUUCGCUGCACCUAUAAGGAAGAAUUUAAACGUAUUUUACUCCCUACUGUGUACACUUUAGUCUUCUUGCUCGGACUUCCUCUCAAUGCUGCUGUCAUACUGAAGAUAUGGAGGACUCGACCCAAUCUGUCCAAAAACAACAUCUAUAUGCUCAACUUGGCCAUAGCAGACUUCCUGUAUGUGAUGUCACUUCCCUUGCUCAUCUACAACUAUGCCAGUCGUGACUACUGGCCCUUUGGGGAGUUUGCCUGUAAACUGGUCAGGUUUCAGUUCUACAGUAAUCUGCAUGGCAGCAUCCUCUUCCUCACCUGCAUCAGUGUGCAGCGCUAUGUGGGCAUUUGUCAUCCUAUGACGAUGUGGCACAAGCAAGGUGGUCGCAGGUUGGCGUGGUGUGUCUGUGGAGGGGUAUGGGUGGUGGUCAUCGUCCUGUGCGCGCCAACUUUUCACUUCGCUGAGACGGGAAUCCAGCGAAACCGCACAGUUUGUUACGAUUUAAGUACGCCAAAGAAUUCAGUAGACUACUAUCCUUACGGCAUGGCUCUGACCUGCCUCGGCUUCUUGGUGCCUUUCGUGGGUGUGAUGGUGUGCUACUGUCGGAUGGCCCUCAUCCUCUGCCGCCCAGUAUCUUACCAGGGUGUCUCCAUGGCGACGGGGGAGAAACGGGACAAGGCGGUGAGGAUGAUCAUUGUGGUGGCGGCAGUGUUCUGCAUAAGCUUCCUGCCGUUUCACCUCACCAAGACCAUGUACCUGGUGGUGCGUACUCUGCCUGGUGCGCCCUGCGAGACAAGAAACUUGUUCUCAAUCAUCUAUAAAAGCACCAGGCCGUUUGCCAGCAUGAACAGCUUUCUGGACCCUAUUCUAUUUUACUUCACCCAGCCACGCUACCGCCGGAGCACCAGAAGGUUUAUGCUCAAAGUCACCACCCUCAGGGACAAGGGCACAAGUGUGUGAGCCAACGGUAUUUCUCGAAGCCUUCUUGCUAUACACCAGUGGUGCAUCCUAGAAGGCUGCAAAGUGGUACUUUUAUUGGUUGCUGAGUUUCCUCGUACAUGUUCUAAUGCAAGUCCUUUACGCUUUUACCUCCUACUCACUGCGACGAGGUACCUUCCUAUGUGGGUCUAACAAAGAUUUAGAGGUACUGGCAUACCAAGAUCAAGAAGACUUCUGAAAUGCAAAAUGAAGGUUGUAAUCUUGUAAUAUGAAAGGUAAACAGAGUGAUCCAUUUGUUGUCUUCUUACUUGUAUAAAUUGGCAUUAACCAUCACAGUGUAUUUUCUCAGGCAUUUGGAGCGCCUCUCUUUGAGAUUCCAGAUUCUGUCUCGUCUUAAUUUCAUCGUUUUGUGGCGGAGGAUUUCCGUCAGCAGACCAAAGCAUUCACAUCCUGUAUUGUCCUCGUUUUUUCUGUGAAACGUUUACUUUCUGUCUCCGCUCUGCACUGGGGUAGUAAAGGAGAAACUUGUAUCUAUUUUUUGGAAAUCGUCUUUUGUAUUUCACACUGUGAGUAUAAUAGAUAUAGAUAUAAUGAUAAUACUCUUACAUGAUAAAGUGACAAGGAGUAUCUUCCACUUUACCAGGCCUCCCCCAGUUUAUAUAGAACUGAAAGUGAAAGAUGAUUUUGAGAUAUGUGUGAAGUGGAGGGGGGGAAAUUAAAUAGUGAAAGAGAGAAGGCAAAGUAUUAUUUUGGGGUUAAAUAUUUACUACGGCACAAAGCCAUGUAAAUGCUUAAAGUGAUUGUAAAUAUUAUUAAUUUAUGCUAGAAUUGCUUGAAGCCCUUGUAUGAGGAAAUGUGCAUUUUUUUAGUAUUACACUUUCACAUGAAGGUUUUCUACUGUUUCUUCCCUAAAAGUUGUAAGACUUGUUGUUUCAUAUUUCCACCACUGGAUGGUGUGUGCACCCCAAUGCUGCAACCUGCACUGCACUGAAAUGCUGGCUCUGUUCUUUCUAAAAAUGGUACAGUUAAUAACAUGUUAUCCAGUAAGGAUAACAUCUUAGCUACUACAAUCAAAGAUAAACUGAUGCCAACAAAACGUAAAUGUCCAGCGCAUACCACACUAAAAUAGGCUACCAGUCUAUAUUUGUCUCUACGUAUUCUUUAAAGUGACCAGUGGAAAAAGGAAAUCCAUUUAUGCCACUGUUAAAACAUUUAAGAGUUGUUAUCAGAUGCUUAGAGUGAAGAAAAAAAAUGCAAUUCAUGGACGUUAGGGCAGGGUCUAAAUUAGGGCUCAACCCUGUGGUUUUCCACUUCCUGUUAGUGUGAAACUUUUCCAUGAAAUUAGGAUUUCUCUUGAAGAAAUCCCAGUCUGCAGAUGGAAGUUUAGAGUUGUAGAGAUGACAUAACAAAGAAUGAAUAAUAGUAAAUAGAGACAUUUAUAAAAAGGAGCGUUGUAUUCUUAAAGAGGUACUCGACGACAUGUGAAUUGUUUAGUACUUUGUACUGUUUUGAUAUCUAACUGGAUACAACUCAGUCUAAAUGUGUACAGUAUAUACAUUUAAACUUCCUUCUACUAUUUCUCAUUGAGUCAUACCAAGUAUCAGAGUUAUUGAGUUUAUGUUACAGUACAGAUUGUGUCGUAGUUGGUUGUCACUGCAUUUCGCUGUAGCUUAAUGUUAACUUAACUCAAUUCUAAUUGAUAUGUUUUUCCAAUUCCUUAUUUAUCCUUAUCGCUUUGAUAUCAAAACUAAAGUAAUCCUUAAUUCAGAUUUUUAAAUACAUUUAAUGUGCCAACAACCUUUGAAUUGCUCUGAAGCCACUGUAAAAUACAUAAUUAAGGCAGCUUUACUAGUUAAACACUUUGUUCAAACAUGCACCACUAGUUUGAGUUUUGCGGGUAAGAAACGUUGCGUCUAUUACUUUAAUGUGAACAUGUCAUUUUCAUGCAAUACAUUAAAUGCAAUGAGCAUUUUGACGACAGUAUGAGAUCAUGUGCUUAUAAAUGUUAAGAACUUCUUAAUGUAUGUGUGUGUGUACAGCAUGCAUGUUGAGUAAUGUAGUUUACUGUAUGUUGUGCUCCUGGCUUUAGCAUACAGUGAAUGCACAAGUUCUGUUGUGUCUUAUUGGUUGAAUAUUUGCGAUGUCUGAUUAUUUCUUGUCUGAAAUGUGUUGUGUGUGUGUAUGUGUUCAGUUUAGAGCGUUUCAGAAGUCUUUGCACUGUGCUAACAUAUUUGUGUCAAUCAGUAUUAUUUAGAAUAAUUCUUAUUUUUGUAAAAUAUUGUACCACAGUGUAGUAUCAGAAAAUAAAAGUGUAUUUUUGUUACAUAGAUAUAAUUAUGUUGAGGAAAAAAAGAACUAUUAUGUUUUUAUAUAUUUUAGUUUUUCUUUCUUUCUUACUACCUACCAUGCAGCACCCUUGAGUUGUUUGUGAAAAUGUUUUGAAUGUUGUCAUAUUGUAACUAAAAACAGCCAUUAAAAAAAAGUCACGUAGCCACGAAUGCCUUUCUACCACUUUGUUUGGAUAAAAUUAUUUUUUUAUGAA